GGAAAACGGGGAGCGGAGAUGAAGAUGGAGGUGGGAGGGGCCUGACAUGACUGACGUCAGCGACUGUGUGGAGGAGUAUAGGCUGUGCUGUCAGCCCAGUGUCAGUCUGAUGAAGAUUGGCAUGCAGUCUCAAUGUGAAACUAUCCCAUGAUGCAACAUGUGUCCCCAGCAUCUGCAGUGACAAUGAUGGCCACCCAGAGCGCUCCUCCACCAUCGUACCAGGAGAGCCAACAGAUGACGGGCACGACUCAACAGAACACCAAGACCCCACAGGUCCACAUCCCAGCAGCCUCCGCAGCAGGAAAUAGCUCUGUCAGUGUGACCCUUGACCCCCAGGCCCAGCUUGAAUCUGACAAGAGGGCUGUUUACAGCCAUUUUCAAAGGCAUCCAUUGUUUCCCCUGCUAGCAUUGCUGUUUGAGAAAUGUGAACAGGCCACACAGGGAUCUGAAUGCAUCACGUCAGCCAGCUUUGAUGUGGACAUAGAAAACUUUGUGCACCAGCAGGAACGAGAACAUAAGCCCUUCUUUAGCGAAGAUCCAGAAUUGGACAACUUGAUGGUAAAGGCCAUUCAGGUGUUGCGAAUCCACCUACUCGAGCUAGAGAAGGUCAAUGAGCUUUGUAAGGACUUCUGCAACCGUUACAUCACUUGUCUCAAGACCAAGAUGCACAGCGACAACCUCCUCCGUAAUGACCUUGGAGGGCCCUAUUCUCCAUCACACACCAGUCUCAGCAUGCAGCAGGAACUAAUUCAGACCUCCUCUCCAUCCAUGACCUCUGUCUCCAGCUCUGUUAACCCUUCAGGGAUUGUGGUGCCUGCUGGAGGGCUGCAACAGGGGAAUGUCGCCAUGACCACCAUCAACUCUCAAGUGGUCUCGGGUGGGACCCUGUACCAGCCAGUUGCCAUGGUGACAUCGCAAGGGCAAGUGUUAACUCAGGCGCUGCCUCCGGGAACCAUUCAGAUCCAGAACUCACAGGUAAAUGUGGACCUGUCCUCCUUGUUGGACAGUGAAGACAAGAAGUCUAAGAAUAAGAGGGGAGUCCUGCCCAAACACGCCACCAACAUCAUGCGCUCCUGGCUCUUCCAGCAUCUCAUGCACCCAUAUCCAACAGAAGAUGAGAAAAGACAGAUUGCAGCACAAACAAGUCUGACCCUCUUGCAAGUAAACAACUGGUUCAUCAAUGCUCGUCGACGUAUCCUUCAGCCUAUGUUAGAUGCCAGUAAUCCUGACCCGGCUCCUAAAGCGAAGAAGAUGAAGUCCCAGCAUCGUCCAACACAGCGCUUUUGGCCCGACUCUAUUGUGGCUGGUGUAUUGCAGACGCACAGAUCUCAGACAGGAAGCAACUCAGACAACCCCCUGAGUAUGGACAGUCUCCAGUCACUAUCCUCAGAUUCAGCCACCCUGGCCAUGCAGCAAGCCAUGCUCGGAGCCGAUGACUCAAUGGACGGCACUGAGGAAGAGGAUGAAGAGGAGGAGGAAGAGGAGGAAGAUGGCAUAGAGGAGGAUGAUGAGGAAGAGGAUGGAGAGGAGGAAGAUGACAGGGGGAGGCAGCUGUCCAGCCGGGGAGCGGGAAGGAGAGAUCUUAGCAUGGAGCACAGAGAGGAACUGGAGUAGUCUGUCAGAGGCAACUGACAGACUUUAUGAACGCUGAUCUCAGUCGUGAACUUAAUACAGCCUCAUUGAAACUCAACUAGUACGCCUCUAAUGCUGAGUGACUCUAGAGAGCAUUUACGCACGUAUUAGUUCUUUACCACAGACUCUAAUCAAACACAAUGACCAUCAUGUUUAUAGGAAAAAUAUUAGUUUAAUGCUGAUUUGUGUUACUGCAUUUUAACACAGUAUGUUCGUAUGUAGUGAACUCAUGAACUUUCUGGAGAGUAGCACAUUUUUAUAGCUCUGGUUAUUUAUGGAGAGGAAUGACACAGGAACUAAAAGGUUUGAAAUUGAGUACAUUUAAAAGCAGCAUUUAAAGAUGUUGGGUGCUUUUACAGGAACUGAUUCUUAUUUUUUUUAAACAAACAAUGAGGAAAAGCGUUACAUGGAUUAAAGAACUGAAAAUCUCUUUUGACUGUAUGUUUUAGCAACUACUUAAUUGAAUGUAAUAAUUUGUCAUCUGAAAUUAGCUACUAAAAGGGCUGCAGCCAUUUUUAGCAGUUUUUUUUCAUCUGAAAGUGCCCUUUAUUUUAAAUUGACAGACCACAGUUUCACUUUGCAGCUAAUGUGUCAUUUCACUUCCUAAAAUAAGAGUGAGAGGACAAAAUAAAGGAGAAUGGAUGUGUGUGUAAUACAUUUCAAAUAUUUGUUGAAGUCACUGUUGGCUUCCACUCUGGGACAUCAUUCACAAGUUUUAAAUGACUCAUAGGUUCUCAGGUUUAACAGCACUCUCGUUCGACAUGUUUCUUCCUCAUGAGCAAAACACUUGACUUACUGCUGCCGCAUGACUUUUACAACACUCUUGGUUUAUUUUCUCUCUUCCCAUGAGCAAAAACAGCUGUACUAAACCAGUGUAUACUGACUGCACAUAUAGUAUGUAUAUUGGAUUUUUCCUAUGUUUGUAUUCUGGUAUUGAGGGUUUGCAUAUUUAUUCAGUUUUUUGUGUGUAGCUUCAGACUUCAUAUUGUCCAUGACAUUUUCUGGAUAAGGGUGUUGAAAAAGCAGGUGGCCAUGCACAUAUGUAUCUAACUCCAACCACCGACUCUUUGAAAACUGCUUGCGUAUUUCUGUGACCUUGAUCAGUUCUGUCAGAGAUCAAGAGCCUGCCGGUCAUACGGACUCAACACUGAGAGAAAUCACGCAGAGAUGCCUAGUGACUUUGGAAAAAAAUGUCAUGUACCGACACUGACUUCUUUUUGAUGGAAGACAUUUUUGAGAAAACCAUAAAAAAGGGAAGAGACUAAGUAGUAACCUAUCUUUCCAUUUUAUGUGAAGGCUUUUAAAGAAGCUGUGAAUCGAUUUCAGACCCCUGUUUUGUAUUAAAACAAAUGGAAUCACUCAUCUCUAAUGUGAAGAUGUCUAGAAAAAGAAAAAAACUGUUAUAUUGGAUGUUCUGAGUGUUCAUUGUGAAGUAUGUUUCCUGUUAUUAUUCUUUUUUUUUUUAACUUUUUAAAAAGUUUUAAAUGAAUCUUCCAGAGCAAGCAACAGACUAGGGGACUAUUUCUGUUUCAUUUGUAAACUUUGUUGUUGUCAUAAUCUAUUGUGUUUCAAUAGAUCACUUUUAAUAAUUAAACAUGUAAAGGUACUGAUUUUGACUCGUGGAAGUUCUGCAUUUGUUUGAGCUGAGCAAACACAUGCAGGGCUCUGACUUUUCACAGAGGGAGGCAGUUUGAUUCAUUAAUAUUUCGAUACAGAAACCUGUAAAUCAUUUUUACAAAAGAGAGUAUAACAUUUCUUCACCAUCCUCACAAUAAUUUCCAGAUUACAAAUUUAGUAGUCUAAUUAUUGGUUAACUUCUCCCACUUGCCUGUCCUGUCAUGUAUAGCCUUCCACCCACUGGUUAUAUCUCAAGCCUGUGAUUUAACUCGCUGGAAAAUGCCCACCCAAAUGCUCGCCCACCUUCUCAGCCAGCUACCAUAAACGAACCCACAAUCUCCUGAAUUGUGGCCUCUUUGAGAAAAUCACUGUAUUGCUUUUUUUUUUUUUGACAUGGCUUAUAUAUGUAAUUGCCUUCCUGCAUUGUUUUCAACCUCACCAUAGAAGGUCAAACUCUAAUUGCAUCACUUAAAUCUCUGUUAUUGUUCAACUUUGUUACUCCACCUUUAGCCAUAUUUUAUGGCAGGAGGAAUGUGAACUAUAGCAGUCACAUAGGACCUACUUAGCAGAGGUAACAUGUAGUGAGAUGAUUAGCUAUUUGACUUUUUUUUUGAGGAAGCAAUGGUCAAAAUGCAUGGGAGAGGAAAUAUGUGGGAGGGAAGACACAGCCAUAUUUACACAAGUGGUCUAAUAAAAAAGUGCUUCAGACAUUA
Molecule: messenger RNA, 3962 nt
Organism: Oreochromis niloticus (Nile tilapia)
Lineage: Eukaryota; Metazoa; Chordata; Actinopteri; Cichliformes; Cichlidae
Gene: pknox2
Product: pbx/knotted 1 homeobox 2
Exons: 12
Coding region: 148-1614 (488 amino acids)
Biological process (GO): regulation of DNA-templated transcription
Molecular function (GO): DNA binding
Source: RefSeq, a predicted model, not a curated record